Molecule: messenger RNA, 859 nt
Organism: Tachyglossus aculeatus (Australian echidna)
Lineage: Eukaryota; Metazoa; Chordata; Mammalia; Monotremata; Tachyglossidae
Gene: CHP2
Product: calcineurin like EF-hand protein 2
Exons: 8
Coding region: 38-625 (195 amino acids)
Molecular function (GO): calcium ion binding
Source: RefSeq, a predicted model, not a curated record
GCCCCUCCUCGGGCCCUGACACCGGAGCCGGAGCGGGAUGGGGUCGCACGGCUCUCACCUGGCCCAGGUCCCGGAUCUGGACGCCAUCGGCCGGGAGACGGGCUUCUCUCAGGCCAACCUGUCCUGGCUGCAUCACCGGUUUCGGGCCCUGGACAAGGGGAGCAAGGGCUACCUGAGCCGCCAGGACCUGCAGAGCAUCGGCAAGUUGGCCGUCAACCCCCUGGGAGAGCGCAUCGUCAGUAGCUUCUUCCCCCUGGGGGAGGAGAGAGUGGAUUUCCGUGGGUUCGUUCGGGUCCUGGCUCAUUUCCGGCCCAUGGAAGACGAUGGAAGCGCCCAGACUUCGGAGAGCCCCGAGCCCCUCAACAGCCGAGACAACAAACUGCAUUUUGCUUUCCAGCUCUACGACCAGGACCGGGACGGGAAGAUUUCUCGAGAUGAGUUGCUUCAGGUGCUGCGAAUGAUGGUCGGGGUGCAGGUGACGGAGGAGCAACUGGAAAGCAUCGCCGAACGGACGGUCCAGGAGGCCGACACAGAUGGAGAUGGAGCCAUCUCCUUCCUGGAAUUCACCAAGUCCCUGGAGAGGCUGAACGUGGAGCACAGGAUGAGCCUCCGCAUCUUGAAGUGAUCGGCUUCCACCCCCAGGCCAAGCUGCCGAAGUAAACAGGAAAGUACGGCCCACCCGGCGCCCCUGCUUUCCUUCCGGCAAUCAGCUGCGCCAGGGACCCAACGGUCCCGUUUCCCGACCCUGAGGAGGAGCCCUCAGACGGAGGAUGCUCCAUUUGGGGCCGUCUGCCCGUGGGUCCCAAACCUCUUAAGAAGCAGUGUGGCCUAAUGGAUAGAGCACGGGCCUGAGAGUGAG